UAUUUCUCUCUACUUCCCCACAGACUCAGCUGGAAGAGAGUCGUCAGGAACAAGGAGCCCUGUUGCGUGAAUCCUGCCGCCUGAAGGAAGAGGUUCAAGAAUUGAGAAGCCGCGCAGCUGAUCUAGAAGCAGCACUGAGCUCCUUACGUGACGAGCAUACCAAGCUGGCUGCACAAUAUAAGGAACUGUCAAAUUCUUACACAGAAAUCUCCGAGCAGAGAGAGACUCUAAACCUUCAAGAAACUGAGCACUUGGCCCGAAUCCAGGAACUGGAGGGCGAUAUCCAAGCAAUGGGAGAGAAGAUGCUUCAGAGGGAGACGGAAUUAGACAGGUCAAGGCCAUGUCCAAGAGAGCACCUCAA
Protobothrops mucrosquamatus (brown spotted pit viper) is the source of this 361-nucleotide messenger RNA. Its product is annotated as calcium-binding and coiled-coil domain-containing protein 1-like. The record is from RefSeq and is a predicted model, not a curated record. NCBI's taxonomy places the organism in Eukaryota, Metazoa, Chordata, Lepidosauria, Squamata, Viperidae. The annotation marks the transcript as partial. The transcript is spliced from 2 exons.